UGGCAUCCUUGGAUUCUCCCCACCUCCCCGUCCUGGCUCUGGCCUGGCACGCAGAAGCAUGGCGAGCUGUUCCUACCGCAAGAGUUCCAGCUACAGGGUCCGGGACUUCAGCUCCUGCUCAGCCGUUGUGCCCAAGCCUGGGGUGCAAGUUUNUAGCGUCUCAGCCCUGGGCUCCUGUGGGCCCCGCAUAGCGGUGGGCGGCUUCCGUGCUGGUUCCUGCAGCCGCAGCUUCGGGUACCGUUCCGGCGGCGUGGGUGGCCUCAGCCCUCCCUGCAUCACCACCGUGUCCGUCAAUGAGAGCCUCCUCACACCCCUCAACCUGGAGAUCGACCCCAAUGCGCAGUGCGUGAAGCAUGAGGAGAAGGAGCAGAUCAAGAACCUCAACAGCAGGUUCGCUGCCUUCAUCGACAAGGUACGCUUCCUGGAGCAGCAGAACAAGCUGCUAGAGACCAAGUGGCAGUUCUACCAGAACCAGCGCUGCUGCGAGAGCAACCUGGAGCCCCUGUUCAACGGCUACAUCGAGACGCUGAGGCGGGAGGCUGAGCGCGUGGAGGCCGACAGCGGGAGGCUGGCCUCGGAGCUCAACCACGUGCAGGAGGUGCUGGAGGGCUACAAGAAGAAGUAUGAAGAGGAGGUAGCUUUGAGGGCCACAGCGGAGAAUGAGUUCGUCGUUCUAAAGAAGGAUGUGGACUGUGCCUACCUGCGAAAGUCAGACCUGGAGGCCAACGUGGAGGCUCUGGUGGAGGAGUCUAAUUUCCUGAAGCGCCUCUAUGACGAGGAGAUCCAGAUCCUCAAUGCCCACAUCUCAGACACCUCGGUCAUCGUGAAGAUGGACAACAGCCGGGACCUGAACAUGGACUGUGUCGUCGCUGAGAUUAAGGCUCAGUAUGAUGACAUUGCCAGUCGCAGCCAGGCUGAGGCUGAGUCCUGGUACCGCAACAAGUGUGAGGAGAUGAAGGCCACAGUGAUCCGGCAUGGGGAGACCCUACGCCGCACCAAGGAGGAGAUCAACGAGCUGAACCGCCUGAUCCAGAGGCUGACAGCUGAGAUUGAAAAUGCCAAGUGUCAGCGGACCAAGCUGGAGGCCGCAGUGGCUGAGGCUGAGCAGCAGGGCGAAGCGGCCCUUAACGAUGCCCGCUGCAAGCUGGCCGGGUUGGAGGAGGCCCUGCAGAAGGCCAAGCAGGACAUGGCCUGCCUGCUCAAGGAGUACCAGGAGGUGAUGAACUCCAAGCUGGGCCUAGACAUUGAGAUCGCCACCUACAGACGCCUGCUGGAGGGCGAGGAGCAGAGGCUGUGCGAAGGAGUGGGCUCUGUGAAUGUCUGUGUCAGCAGCUCCCGCGGUGGAGUCACCUGUGGGGGCCUCACGUAUAGCACCACCGCCGGUCGCCAGAUCGCCUCGGGCCCCGUGGCCACCGGGGGCAGCAUCACGGUGCUGGCGCCCGACUCCUGCGUCCCCUGUCAGCCCCGCGCCUCCAGCUUCAGCUGUGGGAGCAGCCGGUCUGUCCGUUUUGCGUAGCCCCGCCUGCAUCCCCCCAGCACGGAAGGGUGUGUGAAUGGAAAAAAAUGUGUGCUUGCUUCCAGAAUCUUCCAUGUGUUCCUACAAGGGAAAGACCCUCCGCCGCUCUCCGCGCCACCUUCUCCUUUUAGGGAGUUGUUUUCCUGGUUCUCCAACAGGCUUCAGUUAGAAAGAGUCAUUCCCAGCCCUUUCAUUCAACUCAGAUUUGACUCCUAAAUCCCCGCGUCCAAUUUGUGUUAUUCACCAAGCUCUCUGGGACCCUACCAGUCACCCAGGGAAGCCGGGCAUCAUGAAAACUCAGCCUUCUUCUGGCACAAGGAAUAAGCCUAACCAUCCAGCCAGGUUUCCCUCAGCCUGAGAAUCAGAGAGGAAGCCACCCCGACUCCAGCAGGCCCCUUCUCCUGGCUGGGAAGUUCUCUGCAGGAAGGAAUUGCCCCUUGGUCAUCUGGGUUUGUGUUUUGCUUGUCUCUCUAACUGAUUGCCUUCUUCUGGGUUAACCUGUUCCAGCCAAACUCCUCCUGUGACCUCCCAGUUGAGAGGCCUAUUGUGGAGGGGAAUUCUUUUGACUUUGGACAGGUCUUGCUAUUCAUACACCUUAACAGAUUUCAAAGAAAACGCCAUGGUUGCUCCAGAUCGCCCCCUGCCGGUGCAGGGGGAAUCUGUCCAAUCCAGAGCAGGUGGGAUGGAGAAGGGGAGGCCACUUUCUGGGUCUCCCUCUUAUUAUGACUGUCUGUGGGUGCCGUGCCUUCUGGGUUGUCUCAAUCUGUGUUUCAAUAAAUGCUGCUGCGAUGCAAAGACAUGUGAA
Molecule: messenger RNA, 2321 nt
Organism: Odocoileus virginianus texanus
Lineage: Eukaryota; Metazoa; Chordata; Mammalia; Artiodactyla; Cervidae
Product: keratin, type II microfibrillar, component 5
Biological process (GO): intermediate filament organization; keratinization
Cellular component (GO): keratin filament
Molecular function (GO): structural constituent of skin epidermis
Source: RefSeq, a predicted model, not a curated record